GGUGUUCAUCCUUUAUCUACUGUUGAGGAGACAAGAGUAAAAGGUUUCAUUAUGUCUAAUUUUAAAACUGAUAUAGAAUAUGGUUUAGAAUAUUUACCGGAAAGUUUAUCUCAUUUUCAGUGUUCAAUGGGAGAAAGGAAGGAUGCAAAAGUGGCUGGUAUUAUGAUAAUUUGUGAGGGAGGAAUUCUUAGAAAUGCAGAUCGAAAAAUUCUUCACCUCGCCCAACUCUCCAUCCAAACUGAAAAAGAAAAAAUUCUCUCCCAAAUUGAUGAAAAUCUAAGAAAAGAAAAUGAGAAUUUAAUUCAUAUUCGUAGACUUUCUAAGUUAACAAAUCUUUCAAAAAAUCCUAAAUUAGGGCGUGCUGAAUCAUUAUUUCCAAAAUUAUUGUCGCCCAUGUCUAAAUUAAUUAAUUCUUCAGGAUUGGGCAAAUCUUUUAGAAAAUUAGCAUCAGUUAGUUUGUUAACACAACAAUUAAGGGCAGUUAACUUUACGCACCUUUCACCUUAUAUUAAUAUAAAAAGAGUAAAACUUUUAAAACGGACUCCCAAUACUAAACAUUUUGUUUAUUUAAAUGAAACUUCAG
Molecule: messenger RNA, 583 nt
Organism: Entrophospora candida
Lineage: Eukaryota; Fungi; Glomeromycota; Glomeromycetes; Entrophosporales; Entrophosporaceae
Source: the annotation of a GenBank genome assembly